AACAAAGCGUAUUUGGAGAACGAAAUGGCGAAGAAGGUGGUUCGCCUUGCGACAGUCGGGGGAGCUCCCAGGACAAUAUUUCCUAGACUACUACGCGGAUCGGAAUCGAAGGCGGCUCAAGGGCACGAUCAACUUAGAUUUGUGUGAACAGGUACAUAUUUUCUUACAUUCAAUACAUAAAAAUUAAUAUGUUUUGAACUCAUUGUUAAUUUGUUCCUUUACCUUUGAUAGGUACCUACUGUUUUACUUUUAUGAGUUAUGUCCUGUUAUGAAUCAUAUUUAACUGAUAUUUAUAUAUACAUAUAUAUGGUAGAUUCCUAGCUAGCUAUAUUAGUAAUAGUUAUGAAUCAAUGUUAAUACACAUCAUUUAUCAAUUACUUAUUUCAGAAUACCUAUCAUUAAGUCAUUAUGGCAUAAAAACAUAUUUCCAAAUUAACUUGUUUUGCAUUGUAGAUCUUUAUAAAUGCAUUAUUAUUUAUUGUUCAUCCAUUUGCAUAACCUAUUAAAGUUAAGCAUAAAAAAAUUAGUUUGUGGAGCAUUCCAUUUGACUCUGUGUAAAUUAAAGUGAUGCUAUACAAAAGUCUGUACUAGAAAAAUAACAGUUACUUAUACUUAUUACACUUUGUUUAGCUCAGCUCUAGUGAAUGUACUUUUGUGUGUCUGUGUUAACAAGUGUGCACCAAAACAUUUCUUACCUACUUAGUUUAGUACCUUCAUUGAGUCUUUGUGAUUCAUUACAAUUUUAUUAAUUUCUUAUUUAUAGAGUUCCUAGGUGACACGAGUGUAACUGUGAUCGUGUUAAAAUGUUGUAAUGACAAAGUAAGAAUAAUAUAGAAUGAUUAUAUACAACUGUUUUUCUUUGUUAUCUGAGCAUUUUCCCGGUUCUUUCUCAGCCAUGCCAUUGAGCAUCUGAACGCAUGUUCCAUUAAGUCUGUCUUACUGUCAUUUUUUGAAAAUAUUCAAAAAAAUUUUGUCACAUCUUGUUAUGGAGAAAAAUAAAACAGUUUUUCAUCUUAAAUAAUAUUCAAGCAAAAUCACCAAAGGACAGGACAACCCUGAUUUUAUUGAAUUUCAUAUAGUGAAAAUAACAUUGUAUCUUGGGUGCAGUACUAAUAAAUUAUUCAUUGGAUAUUAUUUGCAUGAAUCCAUUGAAGACCCUUUUUGUGGCAUUUAUCGGCUUGCAUCCAAGAAGACUGUGCGUUCGUAACUUGAAAUAAUUUAUUUAAUUGUAACUCUGAACUCUACUUUAUGAUAUACAAGUAAAUUUGAAAUUAAUUCUUUAAACAUUAUUUUUCAUUAAUAACCACAAUUAUUAUUUUCGUUAAUAUUUAUUUUAUCCUAAAUAUUUCAUCAUGAAACCAAUGUUCUCAUGGGUUCAUGUAUACAUUAGGUUGACGCUGGCUUGCACAUGGAACGCACGGGGAAUGGCCCAUUAGACCCCAAGCUACGCGGGUCAGUGUUCACCAUCCAGACCCAAUCUCGCACAUAUCACUUGGAGGCGGAUUGCGAGUCAGACAUGGAGAAGUGGGUAGACGCCAUCUGUAGGGUGUGUGGUCUCCGAGCUACUGAUGAGUCACCAGGUGCAAUAGACACGUAUCAAAAUAACCGUAGCCCGGUUAGGGCCAUGAACGACCAGUAUGACUCCACAGGUCCCUACAUACCAAUAUCGGAAUGCAUCACAGGCGUCAGAGCUCAGGAUUCACGGAGAGCGUUUACAUUCGAUCCACAGAAUAUAGUGACAAGUAGUCGGACACCGUUCGACAAAGUGUCAGAUAACAGAGGGCACCACAUGUACACGAGCCAACCUCAAAUACGGCUCAAUAAUGCUGAGUUUUCCGAGAACGAAUCUACCCUGAGCGAUGAUGAGUGCAAGUCGUUGAACGCUAGUCAGUCUAAUAUACGUGAUUGGGCAGUUGAAAAAUCUUUUACAAAAUUAGCAAUAAGCCCCAAGAGGAAUGGAUUUUCCGGAGAUGGCCCCCCAGUGCCACCGAGACCUCCAAAAACGUUGCCUCAAAAAGAUGUUAUACACCAGGGUCCAAGAAUUCAAGAGCCUGUAGAAACUCAAGAAAAUUUAUCACCGUUCCCGUGGACGCGAAGCCCCCGUCGGAUGUCGCACGGCGGUGCGCUGUCUCGCUCGCACCUCACGCCCGCACUCUUUGUGCGUCCUGAUGAUGACGACGACCUCUCGCCUGGACAUCUGUCAAUGCAGUAUUACAACCUGCCUUCACUGCCCCCGGCAGUAGACCGUGCCCUCAAACCCAGGCAUUCCAGCUACAGCAUAGGACAUAUAAACCACCUCGCAAGACAGAUGUUGUCGAUUGGUCAACAAAACGACGCAAAGGCAGACAACAAUCUACAAUACCUGGAUCUGGAUUUACACAUGUCAAAACCACCACCUACAAAGACUCAAGAACCAAAACCAGCGAAGACCGUGGAAGUAUGUGGUGUCCAAAUAAAUACGCUAUCAGCUGUGGAGGCUGAUUCUGCGUACAAAACAGUGGAUUUCCUCAAAACAGAAGCUUUUAACAUUACAAGGCAAGACGCCGAAGCCUCUAGAAGCAACCAUUUCUGAACAAGUAUGUUUGAUGUGCGAAACUCAACUGUGAAGCAAAAGUAUUGCAAGCCACAUUGUGAAUUGACGUAAUAAUGUGCCCCAAAGAUGUAAGCAUAAAAGACUUGAUGGUCAAAUAUUAUUGUAACGCGUUUAAUACUGUUAAUUAUUAUUGUAGUUUAAGAGUAGUAUUUUUCGCAAAAAGUAUUAGAACAAAUCAGAUGUAAAAAUGAUUUGUCAUCAAUCAAAACAAUAUACCGCAUAUAUAUUGCAUAUAUAUGCGACAUUUCUUAGCUUUAUAUUUGUAUGUAAUAUAAUUACGGUUUCGUCUAUUACAUAACGUAAUAAACGGGUCCUUAAAAAUGGUGGCAAGCCAUAUCCUAUCUAAAUAGUACAGCAAACUAUAAUAUACCGUUUCUAACUUUUGUUAUUAUGAGUUUGACCUAGAUGCAUAGUUAUCAAGCAUGGAGGAACUAAAUCUAAGAUCAUGAAUAAGUACGAACAGCAUUUAUAAUAUUAUCAAUAAAGCCGAUAAUAGGAAAAUAAUGUCAAACUCCAGUUCUCCAAAUAUAAUAUAAAUUACACUAAAAUCACCCUAUCCAGUGCACCCAGAAUGUGUGUUUACACAUUCUUUUUUAUAAUAGAUAAAAUUGUAUUAUCGAGUAUUAAAAGCUUUUUUACAAAACAGUAUUCAUCUCCAGUUUAGAAACGAAACAGCAUAGUAUACAUAAAAUUACCUCUAUUGUAAUGUCAGGCAAACAGUGCUUAGGUAUUUGUCUAGAAUCCUUGAGUCUCGGGACUGUCUAGAAAAUUGUGGGGAUUUAUAAAUUCCAUAGGCUAAUGAUGUGUGAAUAUAUACUAUAAGAAUUUGUAAUAAUAAUCUGUUACGUGCAAUGAUAACUUCACAAAACAACGUUACAAACACGCCAAUGCGUUUAUAUAUACUUGUGAUUAUUUAUUAAUACUUUUUAUAGGUGCAUCCUUAAUACAAAUUUAUGUUUGUUAUGUAAAUCAUACUUAUUAUGUAAAUCAUAAUUCAUUUAUUCGUCGCUUCCAUGUGAUGCAUAAAGAUGGCAUAAGGUAUUGUAGAAAUAAAUAGGUAUGAUUUAGGUGCGCCGAUAAAUAUGUAAUAUGGGAAUAUUCCACUUGGAUCACCCAGCUGAUUGAAUCAUAGGCAAUUUUUUUAACUAUAUGCUCAGUACAUGUAAUACGAUAUUCUAAAAAUAAAUUCAGUGAAAGAAGAUUCUCUCCACACAAAGUCCGCUCAGCUGAUCAGCCGAGAACAAAAAAGAACAUUUGGUAAUAUUUAUAGAAACAUCCAAAUCUUUUGGGCAAUGUGGAAAUACCUUACUAUAUAUUAUACUACUAUACUAUAUAUUUCGUCAUCAUCACUUUCAUAAUAUUAAUGUGAUAAUUUUUUACUUAAUUUUGAGUCAACAUACUUGGUUGUAGGUUACGUAGGUGCGUACGUUCAAUACGUAUGUGGCUACGUUCAAUAGAUUGAAGCUGAAGUAUGGUGAUGCGAUGCAGCAUCACCAUACUAGCUUCAAACUAUUGAGGCAUACUUCUUAAUUAGCAUAAGCAAUAUUUUUAAAAAUUAAUAUUUGUUAUUAUCGGUUUUAUAACCUAGUUUUGGAAUCCUCUGAGUCUUUUUUUUCGAAAACCGGUCUCUUAAAUUAUUAGAAAAUGAUACAACAUAACAUCACAACAAACAUAAUUAAUUAUAUGUCACAAAGUAAAUUAAUUCAGUUAUUAAUAUUCGAGUAAGGCUAUGUCGUAGCCUAGUUUUAUGCUAGAUUUAUGCUAUAUUUAUACUAAAUUUCAUAGAAAUCGGCUAAUCAGUUAAAGCGUGGCAGAUAGACCUCCAUUUAUAAUAUUAGAAUAAAUUAUGGAUUAUUUCGUAUUUAUUCGAAUCGGGGGUACAGAUCACUGUACCCCCGAUCCGAUCUGGGAUUAUAACAAUAUUAAUAAUAACGACGUGUAUUUUGUAUACAGAAUUGAUAUUCAGAUCAAAUAACCUCAAAAAGCUAAAAUGAAUUUCUUAUUGCUAUAAUUAGUACAAAAUAUAUUUUAUUUACAUAUUUAAAUAUUAUUAAAUAAAAAAAGAACUAAAAAAUGGAUACCUAUACCAAUAAUUGUAUUAAUUUUCUAGGGUUUUUAGUUAUCAAAAGUGCAUUUCUGAAAAUAUUAAUAUAUUGUAUUUAUCGGUGCUUAUUGUUGGGAUAUUGUGGCCUUCUAAGCUUUAAUGUUAAAAUUAUGCGUUUCAAUAACUGUGCAUGCAUAGAUAAGCAAUAACUUAUACCAUACGUGUACUUCCCACUAGUAAUAAAUUAAAAGUAUUAUGGCACAUAAUGAUUUUAAGAAAUCACAAUAAAUACGUACAAGAAAACUAUGUAACAUAAUAGACUAAUGUGAUUUGCUCUUCUACUAAAAAAAACUAACAGUUUAAAUGUUUAUAAAUAAAAAGUGCAUUUCUCAGCGUUUCGCCUCAUUCAUAAAAUUGUACGUAUUAAAAAUUAAAUGUAAUGACAGCGCAGCCGCAUUGGUCGAAACGCUCUGAGAAACACCCAACCCAAAGGUCGCCUAUGACAUACGCACGUAUAAUACGUCGUAAGCUACUGUCGUAAGCUACCGUACACGUAGAAAUGAGCUGAACUGCAUAAGCGACUUUCUUCUACAAGCUAACUUUUCUCGUGGAACGUAACUUAUAAAAUUAUUUUACGAAUUUGGUCAAAAUUUAUAUGGUCUCAUUUCAUAAAUUUGGAAUUUACUGAGAUUGAAUGAACUGAAUGCGCACAAAGUUAAAUUAUUAUGAAAUUUAAGGCAAAAUUUAGUGAUUAGGCGGAAUAAAUAUACACAUACAUAUUUAUCCUCAGUAUUCUUUACACUUUUAUAGUAUUAGGUAGUUAGAUUCACGCACACAUUUAUAGGUAUGUUUAAAUAUAAUGAAAUGCUGUUUAGAUUAUUACCCCUUCUAGAUGAGUAACAUAUAUUUUAAAUGUCUGUUACUGGUGGCAUUGAAAAUUUGGUACCUUUACAAAAUUAUAUUAUUUUCUAGCUAAGUUUGGCUGUUGAGGAACGAUAUCAGAACUGAGUCCAAAAAGUUCCGCGUCGAUGUGGAACUAUCAAUAAAAACUCAGCCGCGUUGUCGUUAUUAAACACGCGCCGCUAACUGCGGGACUUCUUUCGUGGUUUGGUAUCUAGUUGUAAAACCAAUUGAAAAUAGUAUUAUGUUAUAAUAUUGUUAUAUAACAUCGUAUCAUCACUAGACCAACGGAUAUAUAUCCAUUCGGUGGUCUUACGAAAUAUUGACCAGCACGGAAAGAAAAAGUGUACAUUAUAAAGGUGGUUGACCGAAAGGGGAAGCUUUGAGUGACAGGUUUUUCGUUAGAUUCGUCUUGUCUGUCUGUCCGUCUGUCCAUCCGUCCGUAAGCCAAAUUAAAACAACUAUACUGUUGAAACUUGGUAAGUAGAUGUAUUCUGUGAACCGCAUUAAGAUUUUACACAAAAUAACGAAAAAAAAACAUAAAUUUUGAGGUCCCCAUACUUAGUUUGAAACUAUUUUUUUUAUCUAAUAAUCUCAUAUAUCCCACAUAUCCCACACGUAUGGGUCAUGUGGGGUAUAUGAGAUUUCUAAUAUAAUGUUUUACUAAACUGAAUACUUUGCGCGAGAGACUUCCAAAUUAGUAAAAUGCCCCCUAAAUAGUUUUUUCUAUAAAUCGUAAAUCGCAAUUUACCUUUUAUUCUGUCAACGCAAAUAUAAAAAUAUACAAAAAUCGAUGAAAAAUAACUUUUAUGUUACUUGCUCCUACGGAACCCUUCAUGGGCGAGUCCAACUCGCACUUGGCCGCUGUUUUGAAUAGUCUGUUUUUAUAAUACUAACGUCUUGACGAAGUUUACAUCUAAAAUAAUGAAUUCUAGGUGCCAAUAACUUUGAACUCGUUGCAUAUAUUUUAAAAUGGGAUUCCUUUGAAAGUAAAAAAACCUAAGGUUUUAUUUUUAAAUGUAUCCAUGUUAUGUAUGAUCUCCAUAAGAUGCUACUUAAAAAUAUUGUUAUCCGAUAACAUUUUGGGGGAAGUAAUACAAUUACCCUUUUGUAUUCUCAUAUGUUCAUUACUGCAUUUAUCCAUCAAGCAAAUACAUUUAUGGAUCAUACAGUUGUGUGACGAUACGUCCGUCGAUAAAAAAUAAGCCCUCUUCCCGUGUCAUGUUCAUGACUGUCAUCGUCGCUGUGCAAAACUUUAUACACCUUGAUAGUCCGCCUCUAUAUUUGGUCCAAAUAUUUAUGGUAGAACAUUUUCAUUUUGUCCAAUUCGUUUAUUAAUCCUUAUCGUAUUCUACAUACAGCUUGAAACAUUUAAGAUAUCGCAUAUAAAGUGCUCAAAUACUUCACUAACUUUAUUCUGAUAUGAGUUUUUGGUAUGUUUUUAAAAUUGAAAAUAUGUCUUCUAUAUACAUAUUUAGAUUCGUUAGUGUACCUAGAUUUAUUUCUACACAUAAGUUAUAUACCUACGUAGUUAAAUUUUAAUUUUAAUGGGUAUUAAUACGGGGGUUUUUACGGAAUUGCUCGGCUCUUGUCCACUGCCCACCCGCCUUGAUACACAGUUACAGAUAUCAUGCCACUUUGAUACACAGUUUUCGGUUGAACUUCGCGGUUGUACUAGAGGAGUCGUGUGUGAAAUUAAACUGCAAGACAGGAUCCAGAGUGAAGUGACUAUAUACCAGAAUUGUUUAGGUAUUGAAGUAAAUGUACACAUUUAUCUAUAUAAUAAUUACUUCGUAAAUGAUACUUGCUAUAAGAUAUCAAUUAUAAUUACAUUAAUUAUUGUAAGUACCUAAACAAAUAGGGUUAUAGUCCUAUUGUUUAUAGAAUUAAUUAUGUGUAUGUCAUCGCUUUUUACGAAUGACCGAUUAAGUUAAAGGAUUUGAAAUGAAAUAUUGUAGAUAACAUGCAAUUUGUAUUAUAUUUUAAUCUUAAUUAUGUUUUGAUUAUAUUUUUAAUUAUUGCUUUUUAAAAUGUGGGCGAAUUAUUUGAAAUGUCACACGUAACUCAAAAAUGCGUGUAUUUUUUGUAUUGAACUCGUUUUAUUAUUCCGAUUUUGAUUGCCCUCGUUUUUGAUACGACUAAUAAGUAAGUUAUGGCAAGUCUCUGGCGACGGUGUUAUUAUCCUGUUGAUUCUGGUAAAUUGUUACGCAAGACUCCCUUCGUCUAGGAGUUCAGUGGGUGAAAAAUACGUACCAAUAUUUCAGCUAACGCUCGCUAAAUCUCUCAUCUUUUCAUAUUCCUGGUGACAUUCGCGUAAAAAGUCGUUAAGUUUUUAAUUUCCGCCUGCGAUUUCUCACAGUUAUACAUCACAGUUUGGAUGAUUACUUAGUUUUCUGUAUAUGGGGCGAAAAUAUUUUUUCAUGUACCGUCGACGCCUAUCAAAAUAACUGCCACAAACGAGUGCCGGCUGUUCAUUGUCGGCGACCUCUGAUAGAUGCCGAUGCAAAUAAACGUACAUUGCGUUGUUGAUAUGUGACCAUUUUAUAAACGCAAGAGAAAACCAGCAUUGUUGUUGAAAUUUUAUCCGAUAGUUUAUAGCCAGCUUAUAUAAAAGCAAGAGAUGGCGGAAGACUACUUAUUAAAGAUAAUGUAUUUAUAUUAUUGUUUGCGUCCUGUCUUAAUAAAUCAAAAAGUUUUUAAGUUUAAUGUAGCAAAUACUGCAUCUGUACGAUAAUUUGAAUGUUGACAUUAGAAAUAUUCUGUGAGUAUUGUGUAAUUAUUUAAAUAAUUUAAUUGUAUAUGUCGAUUUUAUUGAUUUUAAUUAUAAAAUUAGAUGCAAAUAUGUACAGUAUGUGAAUGAUAAAUAUAAAAUAAAUGAAGCACUAAAUUGA
This is a messenger RNA of Plodia interpunctella (Indianmeal moth), 8428 nucleotides long. It is a transcript of the gene dos, whose product is annotated as daughter of sevenless. Gene Ontology annotation, cellular component: cytoplasm. Lineage: Eukaryota; Metazoa; Arthropoda; Insecta; Lepidoptera; Pyralidae. Gene Ontology annotation, biological process: signal transduction. Gene Ontology annotation, molecular function: signaling adaptor activity. The transcript has 11 exons. The record is from RefSeq and is a predicted model, not a curated record. The coding region runs from base 1409 to 2572 and encodes 387 amino acids.